Molecule: messenger RNA, 1512 nt
Organism: Rhodamnia argentea
Lineage: Eukaryota; Viridiplantae; Streptophyta; Magnoliopsida; Myrtales; Myrtaceae
Product: zinc finger CCCH domain-containing protein 20-like
Exons: 2
Coding region: 74-1228 (384 amino acids)
Molecular function (GO): metal ion binding
Source: RefSeq, a predicted model, not a curated record
CAUCUUCCACUCCACAAACUUCCAAAAACCCUCUGCAACUUCGAGCUCUUAUAGAGGUGAAAGAGAGGAGAAAAUGAUGCUUGGAGAGCCUCACCGGCCUCCCAACCCGACGAUCGAUGUCCCUCCGUGGCCGAUCCUCGACGAUCCGACGGACGAUGCGGUCGCUCACUCUCCGUACUCUCCUUAUUCGGUCAAUGCCAGCUUCGGCUGUUGCGACUCAUCUCCCUCCGCCGCGAGCCCCGGGCACCUCCAGGAUGUCAUGGCGGCGCUCCGGAGGUAUCUGCCGUCGAACCGCCCCGAUACGGACUCCGACUCGGACCUCCCGUCGUCGCGCGAGGCGGACUUCCCCAUGGACGUCUACUCGUGCGACAGCUUCCGCAUGUACGAGUUUAAGGUGAGGCGGUGCACGCGAGGGCGGUCGCACGACUGGACCGAGUGCCCCUAUGCUCAUCCCGGGGAGAAGGCCCGCCGGAGGGACCCGAGGAAGUACCACUACUCCGGCACCGCGUGCCCGGAGUUCCGCAAGGGGAGCUGCCGGAAGGGCGACGCGUGCGAGUUCGCGCACGGCGUGUUCGAGUGCUGGCUCCACCCGGCGCGCUACCGGACUCAGCCGUGCAAGGACGGCGUUGGGUGUCAGCGGCGCGUGUGCUUCUUCGCGCACACGCCGGAGCAGCUUAGGGUGGUGACCCCGCAGCAGAGCCCCAGAGGGGCUGCGAGGCAGCUUCCGUUCCUGGCCUCUCCGAGCACUGUCUCGCCGGAGGAUUCGCCGCCGAUGUCGCCGAUGGCGGCCGCGGUGACUCACCAGUCUCUAAGCCGGUCGCUCGGGUCGAGCUCCGUGAACGAGAUGGUGAUGGCCUCGCUGAGGAACCUGCAACUCGGUAAGGUUAAGUCUCUGCCUUCCUCUUGGACUGCAAAUGCUCACGCCGCCACCGCCGCCGCCAGCACCACCGGUUCAUUCGGGUCGCCGCUGCGACCCGGGUUCUGCAGCGUGCCGACGACCCCGACCCGCGUUGCGCCCCGGUCGGGGAUGGGUUAUUUGGAUUUCUGGGACCAGGUGGAGGAGGAGGAGGAGCCGCUGAUGGAGAGGGUGGAGUCAGGGAGGGACUUGAGGGCAAAGAUGUUCGAGAAGCUGAGGGAGGAGAGCUCUCUGGGCCGGGCCGAGCCGGAGCAGCCGAGCCUCAGCGGUGGUGGGCCGGAUGUUGAGUGGGUAUCGGAUCUGGUGAAUUGAUUCGGAUCCUGGGAAGUGGGGAAGCGACAAGCGAGUGGGUUCUUGGUGGUUCCUGUUUUUUUGGGGUUCUGUUUGCAGUGUACAGAACAUGGAUGGAUGGAUGGAUGGAUGGAGAGAGGGUUUGUGGUCUCCAGAGCAGAAGCAGCAAUUCAAGAUUCGGUGUAUAUAUAAGUCUAGUAUCAAAUUAUCAAUUAAUCAGCAUAUAUAUAUUUAUAUGUGGUUAUAGAUACAAAUAUUGCGGCAAAAGAAAUUGUGUUCCUUGAUGGAAAGCUCACAUGGAAGCU